CCGCGGAUAUGAGUCAUAAACGCAUUUUAGACGGACCGCCAAUAACAACAACACUAUAAACCCAUGGGCAAUUUUAAUAAAUCAUGUGAAAUUGACAUUUUUCGGAGACGGGACCAUGCAACCAUUGAUUCAACAUUCCACCAUAUACUGUCUGCUCUUUGUUGCAACUCACUUUGUGAACAAGUAUGUGCUAUCAGUGCUGGAAUUCCAGUUUCCAACAAUAUUUCAAGGAUGGCAGACCCUCGUUGGGUUCCUGAUGUUAAGUCUUCUGGGGGCAUCUGGACAUCUGCCCAGUCUGAUGGUGACUGCCACAAGACAGGACAUUGCUAGCUGGCUGCCUGGUAUGAUGCUUUUCGUAGCUUCAAUCUAUUCCUGCUCCAAGGCACUUGCUACACUGUCCAUGCCAGUGUUUUUGUCCUUGCACAAUUUAAUCAACGUGAUUGUCUGCAUUGGACAGGUAGUCCUCUUUAGACAGAUGACAAGUGUGUACAGUUACAUAAUGUUGAUGACUGUCCUGAUGUCCUCGGUUCUUUUAGCACUGAAUGACCCAGAUUUUCAUUCUGGUGGCUACUAUUGGAUGUGUGUAUAUGUAUUUACAUCAGGUGGCAUUGCACUUUUUUCAAAAUAUGCAAGGGGCCGAGUCAAAUUAAGUGCUCAUGAGAAGCUGUACUGCAAUUAUUUAUAUAGUGUCAUAGUGUUGGCACCCUCCAGUUACUUUUUAGGAGAUGCUGUGAAGGCCGGAGAAUAUCCUUAUCUUUUUUAUUCCAAAUUUUACAUUGGAUGUAUUAUGAGUGGUCUGUUUGGUGUUUUUCUCAGUUUGUGCAACAUUAAGCUUCUGGAGCUCGAUGUUGACCAGGUCAAAAUAUCACAUAUAUGUGGAUUGUCAAAGCUCGCAACAUCUGUCUUAUCACUGGGCUUCUUCAGAAUCAACGUCACUGCCAAUAGUCUGCUCUUCAUAUGCAUCAACCAGCUGGCGGCGAUUGUAUGCGAGGAUUGUUCCAAACUAGAGCAGCCUCAAGAACAUCCUUUACCCUUACAUCUCACUCAGCAAACUUUGAAUACCAGAGACUUUAUAAAGACAAUGUAAUGUGAUGAUAUUUAUUCGUAUAUGAAGAAAAUAUUAUGUUAAUUAUUGUUGUUGUGAUAUAUAUAAUCAUCGAAACAUUCAUAGUCGAUAACGAUAUAUUGUUGUACCUAGUUAUCCAUUCACUGGAUCGUAAUUGUUAAGUUUUUUAUGUCCCCCGCUAUAGUAGUGGGGGACAUAUUGUUUUUGCCCUGUCUGUUGGUCUGUCUGUUGGUCUGUUGGUCUGUCUGUUUGCGCCAACUUUAACAUUUUGCAAUAACUUUUGCUAUAUUGAAGAUAGCAACUUCAUAUUUGGCAUGCAUGUGUAUCUCAUGAAGCUGCAAAUUUUGAGUGGUGAAAGGUCAAGGUCAAGGUCAUCCUUCAAGGUCAGAGGUCAAAUAUAUGUGGCCAAAAUCGCUCAUUUUAUGAAUACUUUUGCAAUAUUGAAGAUAGCAACUUGAUAUUUGGCAUGCAUGUGUAUCUCAUGGAGCUGCACAUUUUGAGUGGUGAAAGGUCAAGGUCAAGGUCAUCCUUCAAGGUCAGAGGUCAAUUAUAUGUGGCCAAAAUCGCUCAUUUUAUGAAUACUUUUGCAAUAUUGAAGAUAGCAACUUGAUAUUUGGCAUGCAUGUGCAUCUCAUGGAGCUGCUCAUUUUGAGUGGUGAAAGGUCAAGGUCAUCCUUCAAGGUCAGAGGUCAAAUAUAUGUGGCCCAAAUCGCUUAUUUUAUGAAUACUUUUGCAAUAUUGAAGAUAGCAACUUGAUGUUUGGCAUGCAUGUGUAUCUCAUGGAGCUGCACAUUUUGAGUGGUGAAAGGUCAAGGUCAUCCUUCACAAGGUCAAGGUCAUCCUACAAUGUCUAACAUCAUAUAGGGGGACAUUGUGUUUCACAAACACAUCUUGUUUCGGUAUAUAUUUGUGCAUUUAUUUAAAAUGUGAGUACAUUUCUUUUUGAAAUGGAUAUUUUGCCUUAAUACAUUUCUGACAUUAAAUUGAGUUAAAAUUG
Messenger RNA from Dreissena polymorpha, 2063 nucleotides. RefSeq names its product transmembrane protein 241-like. The transcript is spliced from 14 exons. Gene Ontology annotation, molecular function: antiporter activity. The record is from RefSeq and is a predicted model, not a curated record. Gene Ontology annotation, cellular component: Golgi apparatus. Lineage: Eukaryota; Metazoa; Mollusca; Bivalvia; Myida; Dreissenidae. Bases 116 to 1087 code for a protein of 323 amino acids.